AAAACGUGGAGGAUCCGGCUAAGCAGCGGGAAGGCAUCCUUAAGGAAAUCGCAAUUAUGCGGCUGCUGUGUGACCAUCCGAAUACCAUUAAGCUGUAUGAGGUUUUUGAGGACAAGGAGAGCUAUCAUCUCAUUUUGGAGCUGUGCAGCGGCGGAGAGCUAUUCGACCAAAUUAUCGCGAAGGGGCAUUUCAGCGAAAAGGAUGCCGCGGAGAAAAUGCACUGCCUCUUGGACUUCAUAGCAUAUGCACACUCCAAGAACAUUAUCCACAGAGACCUAAAGCCGGAAAAUAUUCUGCUGUCAGACAAGACGCCGCACGCCGUUCUCAAAGUUAUAGACUUCGGCACCAGCGACUUCUGCCUUGAUGGGCAACGUCUUAGCCAGAAGUUUGGGACGCCGUACUACGUGGCUCCCGAGGUCCUGAAAAAAGAUUACGAUAAGUCGGCCGACAUAUGGAGCGCAGGCGUAAUUAUGUUCAUCCUCCUAUGUGGUUACCCCCCUUUCGGUGGCAAGACGGAUGCCAAAAUCCUCCAGCGCGUGCAAGCAGGGCAGUUUUCUUUUGACGGGAAGGAGUGGGAGGUUGUAACGGAAGCAGCGAAGGACAUGAUUUCCCAGAUGCUGGUCAUGGACAUCACGAAGCGCGCCACUGCCAAGCAGCUUUUGCAGCACCGCUGGUUCCAGGUGGCAGCCACGGCGCCGGCGGCGGCCUUGGGAGCUCACAUGGUCAAACGCCUGCGGGCUUUCGCUGGCAUGAGCAGGAUGAAGCGCCUUGCGCUUGUGGUUCUGGCCAGAACGCUGACGGACAACGAUGUCAAACGGCUCAGGGAGCUCUUCGUGGCCAUGGACACAAACAACGACGGGCGAAUCGACAGCCAGGACCUGCACAAAGCGCUGGAAAAGGUGGGCGCUGCCAUCGACGAAAGCGAGAUGCAGGACUUGUUCCAUGCAUCGGACAUCGACGGCAGCGGCCAAAUCGACUAUGAGGAGUUCAUCGCGGCCAUGCUGGACUCGAAUCGCGUUGCACGGCGCAAAGAGGCUGUCCGCAAGUCCUUUGAGGAGCUCGACAAGGAUGGUGAUGGGUUCAUUACGGCAGAGGACCUUGUGAAGGUCAUGCCGCGCGGCUCCUCUAUCGAGUUGGCGCGAGAGAUGGUGAACGAAGUGGACAAGAAUAACGACGGGCGUGUCGACUACGCAGAGGUACGGGUCUGCUGUUGUGUAGUGUCAUGUGGGUUUUAA
Volvox carteri f. nagariensis is the source of this 1235-nucleotide messenger RNA. RefSeq lists its product as uncharacterized. NCBI's taxonomy places the organism in Eukaryota, Viridiplantae, Chlorophyta, Chlorophyceae, Chlamydomonadales, Volvocaceae. The coding region runs from base 57 to 1235 and encodes 392 amino acids. The record is from RefSeq and is a predicted model, not a curated record. Gene Ontology annotation, molecular function: calcium-dependent protein serine/threonine kinase activity; ATP binding; calmodulin binding. The transcript is spliced from 7 exons. Gene Ontology annotation, biological process: protein autophosphorylation; intracellular signal transduction; peptidyl-serine phosphorylation. Gene Ontology annotation, cellular component: nucleus; cytoplasm.